AGCAACAAAUCUGAACGAAUCCAUCUCUCCAUCGUUACAUAUCUUAUUCAAUUGAUUCUUUCUUUCUUCUGUCUUGGCACAAUGAGAUCUCCUUCUUGUUCUGAGGACAAUAGUAAAUUGAAGAAAGGACCAUGGACUCCAGAAGAGGAUCAGAAGCUUAUUGAUUACAUUAACAACCACGGGCGUGGAAGUUGGAGAUCACUUCCAAAGCUCGCUGGCUUGAACAGGUGUGGCAAGAGUUGCAGACUGAGAUGGACGAAUUAUUUGAGGCCUGAUAUCAAGAGAGGAAAAUUCACCGACCAAGAAGAGCGUAUCAUCAUUGAGCUUCACGCAACUCUCGGAAACAAGUGGUCGACAAUUGCUAGCCAUCUUCCAGGGCGGACGGAUAACGAAAUCAAGAACUUUUGGAACACUAAUAUAAGGAAGAAGCUACUCGGAAUGGGAAUUGAUCCAAGCACACACAAGCCGAGGACUGAUCUCAAUCAACUUUUGAAUCUUUCCCAGAUAAUUUCUGCAGCACCAUUUGGCAAUUUGAUGAACCCUUGGGAUAAUAUUGCUCUUAGGUUACAAACAGACGCCGCUCAACUUGCCAAAAUCCAGCUCUUGCAAAAUCUACUGCAGAUUAUGAAUGCAAACCCAUCACUUGUUCCAAACGUUGAUAGCACCAGUGCUCUUUUAGGCUCCCAAAAUCUUAACCCAUUAUUUCAAGGACUAAUGAACAAAACAAUCAAUCCUACUGAGGGUCAUGAUCAGGUGCGUCCCCAUGAUUCUUCUCUGAAUCCGGGCUCAAUCUCUCAAGCAACCGACGAAGACCUUCGGGCUCUUGCCGAUUCUUGGAACUGCUCAGAAGAUCUUGAUGCUCUUAAUAACAGCUUUAAUGGUGGUUCCUAUCGUGCUGAGAACACACUUCCUCAAUUGGUUUCAGUCUCUAAUGAGACGACAACUAUCAGCCAAAUGGAAAGCAAGGGCAACGCAACUCAUUUCUCCACCAGCUCAUCACCAGCCUCCUCUACUUUUGAAGAUUGGAAGAAACUCUUGGAUAAUGAAAGCAAUGAAUCUUAUUGGGAAAAUAUUCUAAACCUUACAUCGUCAGAGUCAUCACCAAUCUCGUGGUAGAAAAAGUUAAUUGUCAUGAUAUCAAUACUCGAUACAGGAAAGAUUGUGAAGUUUUAAUUUUUAAUUUUUUCAAGUUCUUUCAUUUACUUUGUUCAUUGGGGCAGCUUGUUUAUGCUGCCUCCGCAUAAUCAAAACUCAAAAGUUCAUAUACACAAAUUAUAAGAAAAUUGUUCAUUGUAUUAAUUUGAAUC
Molecule: messenger RNA, 1307 nt
Organism: Pistacia vera
Lineage: Eukaryota; Viridiplantae; Streptophyta; Magnoliopsida; Sapindales; Anacardiaceae
Product: transcription factor MYB39-like
Exons: 3
Coding region: 82-1116 (344 amino acids)
Source: RefSeq, a predicted model, not a curated record